UCCAGUCCGCCCAGCACGGCCGGCGUGGCGGGCGACCGCAGCAGCAGCAGCAGCGUGCAGGGCCGCACGCCCCGCGCCGGGCCCGCGCGAGGUUCAUCUUUUAUAAACAAAAGAUCUUAUGCAGCAAACACAAUUGCAUCCAAUUUUCCUAUUGGUACCAGCUCUUCUUCUGUAAAAGAUUCCAAUUAUCCACAGCUGGUGAAAACUCCAUUAUCUGCUGCGAAUCCCCAGAGAUUGGGUUAUAAAGAUUGGACACCACAAGUGGCAUAUUCAGCCACAUCCUCUUCAGCAAUUUCUGCACACUCCCCAUCAGUUAUUGUUGCUGUGGUAGAAGGGAGAGGGCUUGCCAGAGGUGAGAUAGGAAUGGCAAGUAUUGAUCUGAAAAGCCCACAAAUUAUAUUAUCCCAGUUUGCAGAUAAUACAACAUAUGCAAAGGUGAUCACUAAACUCAAAAUUUUAUCACCUUUGGAAAUAAUAAUGUCAAAUACUGCUUGUGUUGCGGGAAAUUCAACCAAGUUAUUUACUCUGAUCACAGAAAAUUUCAAGAAUGUUAACUUCACUACUGUUCAAAGGAAAUACUUCAAUGAAACAAAAGGAUUGGAAUACAUUGAACAGCUAUGCACAGCAGAAUUUAGCACUGUCCUAAUGGAGGUUCAGUCCAGGUAUUACUGCCUUGCAGCUGUUGCAGCUUUGUUAAAAUAUGUUGAAUUUAUUCAGAAUUCUGUUUAUGCACCAAAAUCGCUGAAGGUUUGUUUCCAGGGUAGUGAACAGACAGCCAUGAUAGAUUCAUCAUCAGCCCAAAACCUUGAAUUGUUAGUUAAUAACCAGGACUGCAGGAAUAGUCACACUCUAUUUGGUGUUUUAAAUUAUACCAAAACUCCUGGAGGGAGUAGAAGACUUCGUUCUAAUAUAUUAGAACCCCUGGUUGAUGUUGAAACCAUUAACAUGAGAUUAGAUUGUGUUCAAGAACUACUGCAAGAUGAGGAACUCUUUUUUGGACUUCAGUCAGUCAUAUCAAGAUUCCUCGACACAGAACAGCUACUCUCGGUUUUAGUCCAAAUUCCAAAGCAAGACACAGUUAAUGCAGCUGAAUCAAAAAUAACAAAUUUAAUCUACUUAAAGCAUACCUUGGAACUUGUGGAUCCUUUAAAGGUUACUUUGAAGAAGUGUAACACACCUUUGCUAAGAGCAUACUAUGGUUCCUUGGAAGACAAAAGGUUUGGGAUCAUACUUGAAAAGAUUAGAACGGUAAUCAAUGAUGAUGCAAGAUACAUGAAAGGCUGCCUGAACAUGAGGACUCAGAAGUGCUAUGCAGUGAGGUCUAACAUCAACGAGUUUCUUGAUAUUGUGAGAAGAACAUAUACAGAGAUUGUGGAUGACAUAGCAGGGAUGAUAUCUCAGCUUGCUGAGAAAUACAGUCUUCCGUUGAGGACCAGCUUCAGCUCUGCCAGGGGAUUUUUCAUACAGAUGACUGUAGACUGCGCAGUGUUCCCCAGUGACCAGCUGCCUUCAGAGUUCAUUAAGAUUUCUAAAGUGAAAAAUUCUUACAGCUUUACAUCAGCAGAUUUAAUUAAGAUGAAUGAAAGAUGCCAAGAGUCCUUGCGAGAAAUUUAUCACAUGACUUAUAUGAUAGUGUGUAAGCUGCUCAGUGAGAUCUAUGAAUAUAUCCAUUGCUUAUACAAACUCUCUGACACCGUGUCAAUGCUAGACAUGCUGCUGUCAUUUGCUCAUGCCUGCACACUUUCUGACUAUGUUCGGCCGGAGUUUACUGAUACUUUAGCAAUCAAACAGGGAUGGCAUCCCAUUCUUGAAAAAAUAUCUGUGGAAAAACCUGUUGCCAACAAUACCUAUAUUACAGAAGGAAGUAAUUUUUUGAUCAUCACUGGACCAAACAUGAGUGGGAAGUCCACAUAUUUAAAGCAGAUUGCUCUUUGUCAGAUUAUGGCCCAAAUUGGCUCUUACGUUCCAGCAGAGUACUCCUCCUUCAGAAUCGCUGAACAGAUUUUUACAAGAAUAAGUACUGAUGAUGACAUUGAGACAAAUUCAUCCACAUUUAUGAAGGAAAUGAAAGAGAUAGCAUAUAUUCUACACAAUGUGAAUGACAACUCACUUGUAUUAAUUGAUGAACUUGGAAGAGGUACUAACACAGAAGAAGGAAUUGGUAUUUCUUAUGCUGUUUGUGAAUACUUGCUGAGUUUAAAGGCAUUUACACUGUUUGCUACACAUUUCUUGGAAUUAUGCCAUCUAGAAGCCCUAUACCCUAAUGUAGAAAACAUGCAUUUUGAAGUUCAACACGUAAAGAAUGCCUCAAGAAAUAAAGAAGCAAUUUUGUAUACUUAUAAACUGUCCAAGGGACUUACAGAAGAAAAAAACUAUGGACUGAGAGCUGCAGAAGCAUCAUCCCUGCCACCAUCGAUUGUCAUGGAUGCCAGAGAAAUCACAACCCACAUCACAAGACAAAUUUUGCAAAACCACAGAAGUACCCCUGAGAUGGAAAGACAGAGAGCUGUGUACCAUCUAGCCACUAGACUUGUUCAAACUGCUCGGAACUCUCAGUUGGACCGAGACAAGUUACGGGUGUAUUUAAGUAAUCUCAAGAAGAAGUAUGAGGAAGAUUUCCCCAGGGCUGAAGAACUUCCAGAAAAGACUGAAGAAUAA
Molecule: messenger RNA, 2658 nt
Organism: Jaculus jaculus (lesser Egyptian jerboa)
Lineage: Eukaryota; Metazoa; Chordata; Mammalia; Rodentia; Dipodidae
Gene: Msh4
Product: mutS homolog 4
Exons: 20
Coding region: 364-2658 (764 amino acids)
Biological process (GO): reciprocal meiotic recombination; mismatch repair
Cellular component (GO): nucleus
Molecular function (GO): ATP binding; ATP-dependent DNA damage sensor activity; mismatched DNA binding
Source: RefSeq, a predicted model, not a curated record